GUGUGUCGGUGUGUCCUCGGAUCAGCCGGUGCGUCUGCUGGACAUUCCUGUAUGCACUGUUGUGCGCACACGCUCUGACGAUCCUGUCCUUCGCUUCUCGAGAAUAACCAUGCCGGCUGUGCGCAUUUCGGCUGUCCUAUUGGCGGCUGCUGUGCCUGCCGCGGUUGUUGGCUUCCUGGCGCCUUCUGUGCAUACCAGUGUGCGACGCCUCCAACAGCCCGCAGGUUUGAGGAUGUCCGCGACGGAGGACGCAUCUCCUUCUCCCUUUGACCGUCGGUCCCUCGUGAACCGCGUCGCGGCGGGCCUGUUGGGCACGGCCGCGGUAGUCACCACCGCUGCCGGCACUGGCGAGGAGCUACGGUUGCUGACGGGCGUGGAUACGGCCGCGUCUGCCUCGGAGCCGGGCACCAAACAGAGCCCGAUCGCCGUCGUCGGGGCGGGAGGCAAGACGGGCAAGCUGGCCGUUGAGGGCCUCUUGAAGCGCGGCAGGAACGUGCGGGCGGUCACAAGGACCGGCGAGUUCUCUCUCGGCGGCGGAGAUGUAGGAGACCUGAUGACCACCGCCGCGGGUGACGUGACCAAGACGGACACCCUCAAGCAGGCGCUUGCGGGCUGCGGGGCGGUGCUCUUCUGCGCUAGUGCCAGCAAGAAGGGCGGAAACGCCGAAGCCGUGGACUAUCAGGGAGUGCUGAACGCGGCGCAGGCGUGCGUUGAGCUGGGGAUUCCGCGGCUCGUGGUCAUCUCCAGCGGAGCGGUGACCAAACCGGACAGCUUGGGGUUCAAGGUUACCAACGUCUUCGGAAACAUCAUGACCCUCAAGAGGAAAGGCGAGAUCGGCCUCGAGGAGAUCUACGCGGCCGCUCCCAAGGGCUUGACGUACACAAUCGUGCGCCCGGGGGGUCUCACGGACGGAGCUGUCAUUGGCCCUGCAGGCAUCGAGCUGAACCAGGGCGACACAAUCGGUGGGACCGUGGGCCGCGGAGAUGUCGCGGAAGUGGUGGUGGAGGCGGCACUGAGCCCAGCAACCGAAAACACGAUAUUCGAAAUAUACGACAAAAAGAGCAGAGGGCCGCUCCAGGGAGGCUUGCCCAAGACGUCCGGAUACGAGCGCACCGGCGAGAGCUACGAGGCGAUGUUCAAGGGGCUUCAGGGGGGGAUCGGGCUGUAAGGCCUGUGUGCUGCUGCUUUGGCCAGUUCACUCUCACGGCUCUUUCUGAAAUAUCUCUGGACGUGGAACACUUUAGAAUCAUGCGCCGUUGAACUUGAUGCGGUCACGUUUUCAAAACCAUUGGUAGCAGUCGCUAGGAGGGCUGUCUAGACACGUUAUUGUAUGCGCUCCCCCGAAGGCUUUUGAGUAUGCAACGGUUGGGGUAUGGGGGCUGUAUAGACACACGUUUGUAGACGCACACCCCGAACUUUUGGAUAUGUGGAACGGUUGGGGUUUGGGACUGUUUAGACAUCCGUGGGGCUACGUGACCUCUUCUUCCCCCAAGAGAAUAUAAUCAAGGUAGCAUAGCGAGCGUUAGUAUACCGUGUGCGGGCACGACAGAACCGAGUUUGCCCUUUAAAUGCGCAACCGGGAAGCCUUUCGUUUGCGGGAGCCCUGGAACCUUGGUUGGUUCUGAAUGCUGUUCUUUUUGUAUGUGGCGAAACUUAUUCCAUGCCGCUUUUGUAGAUCUGUUGCAGCAGAAGGUACGACUCCAUGAGCGUAGUUUUUUAGCGUUUAGCCGUUCGCACGGAUACGAAUUUUCACGGUCUACAGGUUAAAACACCAAACGAAUAUAGAAUUGAACAUUAACACCCCGCACCUUCCGAUUCGUUUGUUGUGCGAUGGCGAUCCAAUAGAGUCCGGAGGAUAGGGGGAAGAGAAGGGUUUUCUCGUGGUGGGCAAUGUUUUGAGCCGUUUUGUGCUUGGGGA
Messenger RNA from Ectocarpus siliculosus, 1918 nucleotides. NCBI's taxonomy places the organism in Eukaryota, Phaeophyceae, Ectocarpales, Ectocarpaceae. The record is from the annotation of a GenBank genome assembly.